AUGCCGGAAGUGUUUGUUUUGAUUUGCGUUUGUUCGGAGAGGAAUAGAAAUUGCCGCAGCUGGAAGGAAAACAUUGCUGUUUAUGCCAACACGACAACACGGAAGAGGCCAGUGAAUUCCCGCAGCAAAACAGAGGACACUAGCUUGUCGGAAGGCAUUUCCGGCAUUCCGGGGAAUAUCGGCAAUUGGCUGUUGAUCGCGGCAGGCUCCUGUUCAAAAGUAAUCCUCCGAUCUUUUGCUUCAUUUCUAAUCGUUCCGCCUUCGCAGAUUUCACCGGAGGUCGAUUCGACGGUGCGGAUAUGCGCCGGCUGUGCCGAACGCGUCGACGCGCAGCACGCCUUCCGGACGCGAGACCUGCACUGCAACAGUUACGUCGAGAACGGGCUGGAGGACAAGGAAGACGAGGACGUGUGCCGGUUCUGCUUGAAGGCGGAUAGCGGGGCGGCGUUGGUCGAGUUGUUUCCGGGCGGCGGCGGGAGCGUGGCGGAUGAGGUGCAAACGGUGCGGGAUUGUUUGGGGGUUGAGAUCAACAGCUGGGACAUGGUGACGAAGAUUUGCGGGGAUUGUGUGGGCGGUGUUGAAGAGUUGGCUGAAUUUCGGGCGGAAUUUUCGCCGACAGCCGUGCCGGUGAAGCUGGAGGACGUGACGGAUUCGUCGGAUUCGUACAGCAUUGGCAGCGAGAAUGGGGAAGGGGGUGAGGAUUUUGAGUCGGACAGUUCGAAGGCGGAUAACGGGGAGAAGCGUGGGGGAAAAGCGGAAGGUCACGGCACGGUCGCUGCCGUGGAUUGGAAGUGACCACGAGGUUACGAAGGUUACAAGUCUAAAUGUUUGAACGGAGCGGAGGAUGGAGUUCAAGCGAAGGUGCUCCUGCACAUGGUCAGACAAAUGACAAAUUCGGCAAAUAACAACCGUACGCCAUGAUUAUUGUUUUUGUUCAUCAUAUUUAACAAUACAAAAAAAUACGGCUGACACCACAAAUAAAAAAAAAUCCAAGAAACUUCAAUGUUCGUCUCUCA
Culex pipiens pallens (northern house mosquito) is the source of this 1016-nucleotide messenger RNA. RefSeq lists its product as uncharacterized. NCBI's taxonomy places the organism in Eukaryota, Metazoa, Arthropoda, Insecta, Diptera, Culicidae. The transcript has 2 exons. The coding region runs from base 1 to 795 and encodes 264 amino acids. Gene Ontology annotation, cellular component: nucleus. Gene Ontology annotation, molecular function: zinc ion binding. The record is from RefSeq and is a predicted model, not a curated record.